Messenger RNA from Amborella trichopoda, 6344 nucleotides. NCBI's taxonomy places the organism in Eukaryota, Viridiplantae, Streptophyta, Magnoliopsida, Amborellales, Amborellaceae. The record is from RefSeq and is a predicted model, not a curated record.
AAGUGAAUUGAAAGAGGGGUAAUCGUGCCCGCGGCUAGGCACGGGCCUGAAGCUUUUGACGAAAAGGAGAGAGAGGGGUGAAGUGCAAUUUGCGUGCGUGCACCUAGGUAUGGGCAGGGAACUGUUGAUGAGUGAGAAAAAGAGUGGCAUAAUGAAAUUUGAUGGGCCUGUGAUUAGGCAUGAGCCCAGGGCUUUUACUGAACGAGAGAGAUGAAAUUUGACGGGCUCACACCUAGGCGCAGGUAGGUGAGUUCUAACAAAAAAAAAGAAAAGAAAAGAAAAAGGAAGGGUAAGGAUGUGCCAAGAUUGACGGACCCGCGGUUAGGCGCGGGCAGGGGUUUUGUACCGAAUGACAGGGAGGGAGGUAAAAAAGAAAUGACAGGCCCGCGCCGAGGGUUUUACCCAAAGAUUUUAUAGUCGGUAAGAAAAAGAGAUUUUUACCCCUCCAAGUUUCACUAGAGAGAGAGAGAGAGAGAAAGCUUUGGUGAGCAAUUUUUGAAGUCAUGGCCAUGGCCAGCACAAGUUCCCGUCAUCCCAAAGGCAAAAUUCUUGAUGUGCCCCAAUUACCGUGCCCUGGAGAAUUGGGCACUUGUAAAUAUACAGGUGCUUCCUUUGUGAGAUCCACUACUCUAUAUGUUUUCGAGCCCACUCGGAAGUUGGAGUGGCCACUAAGCAUCACCAAUGUGGGUGAAGAUGUGCAGUUCUAUCUUUAUGAAGAUGAGCAUGGCGAGUCCGUGUUUCAAGGAGAUGGUAGACCGAUAUACCAUGCUCUCAUAGGAAUUUUGAUUCACUCUAGGCAAGAGAAUGUUGGCAAAGAAAGGGUUGCACUGGGCAUCUGGUGGACUUCGUUUUGCAGGGGAGCUCCAAUACUUGAGGAGGUACAACAUUUGGACAUUUGAUGCCCUUGAAUCACAUGCUCGGGCUUUAGAGGCAUGUGGUCUGGCUGCAGCAUGCCAGUGCUUAGCUAGCUAUUAUGAUAGGUGUUCCAACACUAUCAAGGCAUUGUUGGAAACCUGGUGAUACAAAACCAAUAGCUGACACUUGGAUCUAAGUGAGGGGGCAUCACUCUCCUCGACAUGCAUUUUAUUGGUGGCCUAUCGAUGCUGGGCUUCAUGAAUGAGGAGUUCAUCCCCGAUAACGAGGUGAUUUUUUAGGACAAGGAAGUGAAGAGAAAGUCUAAGGUUUUGUAUUUUACAGCAUGGAGAGACUUCUUUCACGAGGACCGUUGCGACAGGCGGGAACCCAGUUAUGGCGUCAUCUAGGAUGAUGAUGAUUAAGGGGUGGGAGAAGAAGAGGACACCAAGGAUCAUGUGAACCCCCUUAGAUGGCCUGCAAAAGAUCAGGUGUACUUGGCUGCCUAUUUGACUCUUUUCUUGUGCAAAUUCGCACUUUCAAGGUCAAAUGGUAAUGUCAUUCGUUCCGACUGCUUCUAUGUAGUGGGCCGGCUUGCUUAGGGGCAUGAGUAUACCCUAGCUCAGCUGAUACUUUGUAGCAUAUACCACGGCUUAGGAGCAAUUGCACGUGGUAAAGCUGCAACCUAGAAUAGCAAAAGUUAAUAUUUAGGAGGGGAAGUACUUCCUGGCGCUUCACAACAAGCGUCGUAGUUCAUUACAUAUUUGGUUGGCUUUCUGCGUAUUUUAUAAGGGCAUCUGAGAUCAACGAGGAUCUUUUAGGAUUUACUUGCCCACAGAUGCCACAGAUUGCAGGCAUGAAAGCCACUUUUGGGGGCCUGGGUGAAGCGCUCAAAUUUUAUGCUAGUGCUUCUUUCUUUUCUCAGCGUAGUCCAUUCCCAGUAAGUGGUCUCAUUGACCUUGUAUAUAUUGAUUUUUCCAGUGAGGUUAUUGAUGGGUGUACCACUGAGACUAAAGUAAUAAUGUAUCUCUUAAGUUUUAGGGGAUGUAUCUUGCCAUUUCGAAGUGUCGGGGACAGAAGUUGGAGGGGUAUAUCCCUCAUAGGUUUUCUUGUCAACAUGGUCUUGAUCAGGGUUGCUCUUUGAAAAGAAGUAUGGGAAGAAAGGGGCACAUCAAGACCAUGAUCUUUUAGGGGGCAGCAAAGAGUCUUGGACAGACGAGAAAAUGAGGAUGGAUUGGGAGAUGUGCCUGAGUCUCACGGGUUUAAGCAAAUUUCUUGUUCCUCAUUAUGGUUGCAUAGGCCACGCCACUGAAGGCCACUGUCGAUGGUGGACUGUCACCAACUGCUCGGAUUAGUAGGCGAGCUAGACAUGGAAGGUCAUUAAUAGCACCAAGCGUGAGACCGGCACGAGAAGAACUUUGUGCCUCCAGCUCUCAACAAAAUCUAUGAAUUGGAUUACCCUCGACCCUGGAGGAGAGUUGGCGCAGCCCGCUCCAUAGCAGUGGAUCUUGCUGGUAUCCAAUAUCUCUCUCUUGAGGGAGACCAGAUCACUUUUUGAUGGCCUUUGUUUUAUCUUUGAAUGGACCAAGGGUCAUGUUGUCUCUAGCCAUGAAGGUCGUCCUGUCUAAGACCUGAAUAUAUUGAUGGGGAGUGAGCCCCAUUCUGCUUCCCCUGCCAGACCUCAUCGUGGAAAGAAGCCCACAGAGGUUGCUCCAGAGCCAAUGGCUGAAGAGAUCCCAGAGCAGGGAUCAAAGAAGAAAAGGCUAAGAAAGAAGAAGGUUGUAGAGGUCUCUGAAGCCAUUGUUAUUACAGCUCCUAAGGUUCCCGAGAAGAGUAUAAGAAAAAAUACUAUGUCGAGUCCGAUCAUACGUCCUAUGGCUCCGGUUACUUCAAGUGAAGGAGUUACACUACCUCCUAGGCCCGAGAAGCGUGUGAAUAUGGGGGCUACCUCCAGCCCAAUUCAUAUAUUAGAGGCAACAACUCCUAUUCCAAAGAUUGUAUCUACAGUUGUCAAGACGCAACCAAGUAUAUCUGGUCAGACAUCUUUCAAGUUGAGUCGCCAAGUUGAGAGUGCUCCUCCCCUUAUUGUAGAAAAAGAGGCACCUCUUGCCGAGAGACCUGUCAAGCCUGUGAUAGAGCAAACUCUAGAUCUUUCACCAUUGAGUCAGGGAGACCUCCUUUGCACCAUUACUGAGGAAGGAGACAUCCUUGAAGCUGAGCCGGAGGUUAUGGAUGAGGCUCCAGUUGUAACCACCUCAGAGGUUUCUGCUCCCGUUAUUUCAGAGGCAAAACCUCAAACAUUUGCUCCUUCAAAUGCAACUUUGGAACUUGUGUUAGUUUUGUCUUCAAAAGCACCAAUUUCUACGAUUUCUUAUGUAGAGACUAAACCUGCUCAUGUGGUAGAGGCUGUACCUAAGCCUUGUGUCUCUUCGAACGAUCUUUCGGCUCUCGCUCCUCAAGAGCCGGUUGUCUUAGCCGAACCUCCUCCUCUUGUCACAGCUAGUUAUUUGCUUGCCCCAAUGUCAAGCACCACAGCAGAUGUGAAGGCUUCGACAAGUGCGUCUUUUCUAUGAUCAAGUCUUGAAAUAGUAAGAGAGUGCCUUCUCCCUGACUGUCAAGGUUGCUGGAGUUAGAGACUGCGCUACAGCCUUGAAGGCUGUUGGCUAUGAUAAGGGCUGUUUGAUCAGUAUGAGAGUCUUCUGUCAAAGCUCAAACUUUGGGGAGCUGAGGCCUCCCAAUGCGAGUCAGAGGUGCAAGAGAUAUGUGGGCCUCAUGUGCUCUAGAGGAUAAUUUAGCCCAACAUCAUGGUGUCAUGAGGCGAUAUGAAGAGACAAAGAGUACCCUCCUUUCUAAUCAAGCUCACCUCAAGCAAGAAGAUGUAGCGUCUCUGCGGAGAUUGCAGCUUUAGAGGAAGAAAGAGCUAGGUUGGAUGCCGACAUCCACCAAUUGAAAACUCGGUAAAAGCAAACGAGAGCAGAGGUUCAGAGUCAGUCUCGAGAGUUGGAGACUUUGGACUCCAAGGUGGCUGUGACUAGCACGAUGUCAAGCCAAGUUUCUCAAGCAAUGUCCCAUCUUAAAUCACAGAUGAAGAAGGCACUGGAGUCGUCGAAGGCGCUAAAGAUCAAGAUUCACGAGGCGCUUGAAAACUUCUAGGGGUCUAUGAAUUCUCUUAUUUUUAUCCUUGGCUUGCUUUCUUCUUCUUGCUCUAUAAUUUGCUCUUCUUUUCUUCUUCAUGACUUGCACUCUUCUUUCUUAAUCUCUUGUAACUGACCCUUGUCUCCUCUAAAAAGGGGUAAGAGAUGAGCCUAGAGGCUUGCUUUGCAUGGAGACUUGCUUGAUUUCCAGCAUGUGUGGCAUGAAUGCUCUCUUGGAUUUUCACCCAAGUCCACAAGGUAUGUGUUAUUUCUGGUUUUCACAAGAAACCCGUAUCUAUUUUUUGUGGCCCUUUUGCCCAUGGUUUUUACACCAUGCCUGCCGUUUUUAUAUUUUUACUCUCGGCGCCCUUGUGACUUUUCGUAGUUCCCAUUUUUUAUUUGUGACAUAUUUUACUCGCAAUAGCUGGUGUUACUAUCACGCCUGUCCUUUUUUUUCUUUUUUCUGUUCUUUGACUGUUUUACCCAUGACGCCCUUGUAGGUUUUCACCAUGUCCAUCUUUUUGAGGAGGCAAUUUUAAGGUCAUGCUACUGUGACCAUGGGGAGGUGUGCUUAAGGUUUGGUGUGUUUUAGGGUCAUCUACCAAGACCAAGUGAAGGUAGUUUUAUGGUGGUGUUGUCGAGAUCGUAGAGUUGAUGUGUUUAACUUCAACCACCAAGACCUAGUGAAGGCAAUUUUAGGGUCGGGACUUUGAGACCGUAUGUGGUGUAGUUUAACAUCAUGCCACUAGGAUGUGUGCUAUAGUUUAGGGUCAUAUAACUUGGACCAUUGCCAUGCAGUUUAAGGUCAUGUGGCUUGGAUCAUGUAUAUGAGUAAUAGUUUUUGAAGUAUAUCUCAUUGAUUGGGGGCAUAGCUUCUUCACCUUCAGCAUUAUCCAGUAUGUAAGCUCAAUUAGGAAAAGCCUUCUUUACCAGAAAAGGUCCUUCCAAUUUUGAUUCGAACUUCCCCUUUGCUCGACUGUGAGUGACGAUCGGCCUUCUUACUGUCAAGACCAAUUCUCCUUUCAUGAAUGAAUGUAUCUUGAUUGAUUUGUCAAAAGCUCACUGCAUACAGUUCUUAUGAAUUUCAAGACUUUGUUGCGCCAGCAGCCUCUUUUCAUCAAGUGCAUCGAGCUCCUGAUAACGAAGAGCCGCUCGUUUUUCAUUUGUUCUCCUAUAAUGAAGAGCUAUUCUGAGUGAUGACAACUAUAUUUCCAGAGGUAACACAACCUCACCCGCAUAUAUCAGAUAAUAAGGGGUCAACUGAGUUGGACCUUGAGCUGUAAUGCGAUAGACCCAUAAAACUUCAGAAAGCCUUUCAUGCCAAUCCCUUUUUGUGUCAGAGACAAACUUUCUUAAAGAAUAAAAAAAGGUCUUGUUGAAAGCUUCGUCUAGACCAUUAGCUCUUGGAUGGUACGUGGUCGAAUAUUUCUACUGAAACCCGAACUGGUUGACCAGACAAUCGAUAUGAUUGCUUCAAAACUGAGGACCAUUAUCAAAAGUGAUUCGGUCAGGCACACCGACUCUAUAUAUGAUAUGUUGGUGCAGUCCUGGGACACUCUUGAGAGGGAUGGCUUAUACCCAUUUGGAGAAGUAAUAUGUCGCAGCAAGUAUAAAGACAUGCACCGUGAAAGAUGGCGGGUCGAUAGGACCUACAAUGGCCAUUCCCUACUGAGCAAAGGGCCACGAUGAUACUGUUGGGUGAAAAGGUUUAGGAGCUUGAUGAAUGAAGCUUGAGUGAAUCUGACUUACUGAGAAGUUCCUUGCGAACAUAAGAGAAUCAUAACUCAUAGUAGGCCAGUAGUAGCCUAUCCUGACAAUCUUGUCGUACAGAUUAGGGCCAAAUUGAUAUAUUCCAAACACUCUAGCAUGAACUUCCUUGAGCACGGGGUACACAUAUUUCUGAUCAAUGCACCUAAGUAGCAUACUGUUGUAAGAGAUUCGGAAUAAGGUGCCAUCAUGACACACAUAUCGAGUAGCUGAUCUUCUUAUCAUAUUCCGUUCAAUGGGGUUUGUUUGAACACAUUUUUCAGCGCCUUGAGUCCCCGAUGCAGAAUAAAAGAGAGGCCGGUCAAUAAAACCUUGGCAUACAGUGGAAUUCUCGAUAGUAUCAGAAUUGCCCCGGAACGGGUCAGAAUCUUCCAAAGCACUCCAAAAGGCCACCUGCCAAGUUUUCUCGCAAUCUGAAAUGUCCAAGGCAAAGCAGACAAAGAAACAAUUUUGGAAAAUCAUCUUCUCACACCCAGAAAUAGACCCCAUAACUAGAACCCUAUUUUCGGUACGUCAAACAGUUGUGGGACCACCGCCAUUAGAUUUGGUACGAUCAAAAACCCCUAGGAGUCAAGUUUCGGCUUAAACGGA